Molecule: messenger RNA, 1185 nt
Organism: Colletotrichum tamarilloi
Lineage: Eukaryota; Fungi; Ascomycota; Sordariomycetes; Glomerellales; Glomerellaceae
Exons: 2
Coding region: 1-1185 (394 amino acids)
Source: RefSeq, a predicted model, not a curated record
AUGAUCGCCCUCGUGCGGACUGCAGACGCCCUAGACGAAUGGGAUCUGUUGAGAGCCAUCUAUGAGCAGGGUGAGAAGGGAAAUUCCUCGUUCUGGGUCACUUUUGAGCUGCGAUCCAGUUACGGCAUUUCCCUUUCAAGGUCUCCGAAGCAUCAGGAUGAAGCGCUCGCAGUGUUUGAGGAACUCAUGGAUAGAAAGAUUGAACCCGGAUUUGAGUACUUCGAGCGCAUGAUGCAAAACCAAGUACUGCGGUACAUCAUGCCAAUGUACACAGCGCGAGUCGCGGCGUCGAAAAUGACGAAGACGGAGCCGCCCGAGUUCGAAGAAAGAGUUGACCGGCUGCACAAGGAUUUCAUGAAAUCUUACGAGAAGAGCGAUUCCAUGCCGCUGACCGUACUCUAUUUCUCAAGAUACUACCUUGCCCGUGGAAAAUCUCAGAAAGCAAAGGAAGUAGCAAGGGAUCUGGUAUCACAGUCUCUUGAGAUGAUGCUGAAUGACGACUCAAGCGACGACUAUCAGUGCUUCUGGCAAUUACAGGCACUUUUCUGGACCUUCAAAGACAUUGACAACGCCAUCGCAGCAGUGACUAUGCUUGCAGCGGUGGAAUACACGGAACAUGUGAGGAAUAAGGAACAAUGGGAAGAGCAAAUGAUCGAGUGGAGGCGCCGCAAUGAAUCGAACAAAAACAAUAGCAAUGGUGAGGUUCACGACGGCGGAAAUCACUUGCCUCAUCCAAGACACGGAGCGAACACCACACAUAGUCAAGACGACUCCCCCGAUGCACGGGCAGCACCACCUCCCUCAGUAUCCGGUAUCGAAUUGGCGCCAGAAGAACACGACGAUGAUGGCCAGGAAUCAGGGAAGCCUAAAGAGCCCAUAUACGGCAUGAAAAUACUUUGUGACGGCUGUGACAAGGAGUUUGAUAAUCCAAACGGUAUGUGGACGUGCAUAGAUGAGUGCGGUCAAGUCCAAUUCGACGAGGAAUGCCUCAAGAAACUGCAAGAGGGCACCCUAGGAAAUUUCGUUUGCAGCAAAGACCACCUCUUUGAGAAAUUUCCGGAACAAAAAUUCAGGGUCAAGGAAUUGUCCAAGGACGAGGUCCGAAUUAAAGGAAACAUCCUUUCACUGAAAGCUUGGGGGAAAAUUAUAGAACAGCAGUAUGCAACGAAAGCAAACAAGGUGUAG